Podarcis lilfordi (Lilford's wall lizard) is the source of this 11099-nucleotide messenger RNA. The record is from the annotation of a GenBank genome assembly. Lineage: Eukaryota; Metazoa; Chordata; Lepidosauria; Squamata; Lacertidae.
AUGGCUAACUUAGGUCCGUAAAUUUAUUUAUUUUACAUCGGGAACCUUCCAAACACAUCGCUUCUUCACCUGCAUUCAGAAGUGGUAUAGCUGAAGCAAAGCGAGGCUGUACCAUAUUUCUGCAUGCAGAGUUUGACUCUCAGGUGUUAGGUAGGCCGUUGUGAAUUACAGCGGAAGGAGAAAAUGCUGUGUCACUGGGAAUGGGAAGGAAUUUCCUGAAGCGGGGAGCCGCUUAAACCUGCUGAAAUGAAGAGCUACCUACAAAACUCUUCUUGGUUUUGUAUCUCGAGAGGCUGGUCCAUGGCAGGGGGGCAGGAGGGGCUCUGUUCCCACCUGCCUGACUUUUUCCAACCAUCUCAGGGUUUGGUACUGACAACGUCCUCCUCCUCCACAGUGAUGCCUGUGUUGAACUGAACAGGAAAAGGAAUGGAGACAAGCAAACUAGAAUUGGUUGGUUCUCUUGUCAUUGGCUCUGGGCUCUCUGUCUUCUGCCCUCCCAGUCCCAAUGGACUCCAGCCCCCCCUCCCUGGAGUUGCAGAUUUCUGGGGCAGCAUCCCAGAGCCGCAUUUACAGAACUCCAGUUUUCAUGAUUUCCCAGGAAAGUGGAACUGAGCGUUAAAACUGGCAAAAAGCUGGUAGUUCUAGCUAUUGGAAAAAACAGGAGUAUUUUAAAGUUUAUUUCUGGAUCCCGCUUUAAAAUAUUAGACCUUGUGAACUUAAAAAUGCAGUCCAAACCGUGUCUACUCAGAAGCAAGUCCUAUUGAAUUCAGUGGGGCUUACCCCCAGGUAAAUGGGGUUAGGAUUGUAGCCUACGAUGUACACUGUUUUACUAACAACCUGAGAUAUCUACACCACUCAAUGCCACAAGUAUUUAAAUUAUGUUAUUUAACAUGCCCUUUCAUAAAUUUCCCAGUAAUUUAUAGGUUGUGUGAAUAGGAUGCUGGACUAGAUGGACCUUGGGCCUGAUCCAGCAGGGCUCUUCUUAUGUUGUUAACCCUUCCCUAUCACUUGUCCCCUUUUCCUACAGAUGACUUGGACUAUUGGACAACCAAGACCGUUGGAGAGGCCCAAUGGAAAAUUCAGGAAGUGUCUGAAAAGGCCUCACUGCGACUUGGAAUGAGGGACUUUCUUCUGCGGAACCGCCCUGUGGAUGAUGGGCCCUGUCUUCAGGUUAAAAAAUGCUUUGCUGCUUGUGAUGGGUAAGGAUAAUACUGUUUGAUCUGGGAUUCAGCUGGAGAUGGGGAGAGCGAUUCACUGUUUUCCUGUGGGGAAUCUUGGGCCGGCAUGGAAGCCUGCCUUUAGAUACCCUCUCCUCAAUCCUGGACCAGUUUCUUAAAAUAUUAAUAAUAAUAAUCACAACUUACAUCAACAAGUUCAAUCUAUUGAGUUCUUUUUAAUAGCCAAUAAAUUGGUAUAGGGUCAGACACACCUGCGUGAAACUGCAACCAUUCUCCCCCCCCCCCCCCGCAAAAAAACCCCCAUGUACAGUGGUACCUUGGUUUUCGAACUUAAUCCGUUCCGGGAAUCCGUCCGACUCCUGAAACCAUUCAAAAACCUAUUGAUGUUUUGCAACUUUGACCUGUUGCAGGACCUUAGCCAGACCUUAGCAGAGCAUACACAGAGUUCUAGAAAGCAAUCAGUUGCAAGCAUGAUGGAUGAAGCAGGAACAAAAUGCUGCUACUAGUAACUUGAUUACUUAUAAGGUGUUUAUUAUUUACAGCAGACUCUACAAGUUACUAUAUACAUGAACAGAUGCACGGAUCUUAACUAGCUCUCUCUUAACAAACUACAAACGACUCUCAGAACACCACACUGACCAACCAACACAUUCCAGUCAGUAAGGUCAUAAAUCAUCACGCCUGUGUGAGACUUCAACCAAUGGUAGAGCUGUUUCCAAAACUUCAUAUCUCUAGGCAGAUAACUCCUCUGCUCAGUCUUCUUGGCCGGCUAGCUCCUAAUUGACUCUGUGUGAGCCAGUGUAGUGUAGUGGUUAAGAGCGGUAGUCUCGUAAUCUGGGGAACCGGGUUCGCGUCUCCGCUCCUCCACCUGCAGCUGCUGGGUGACCAUGGGCCAGUCACACUUCUUUGAAGUCUCUCAGCCCCACUCACCUCACAGAGUGUUUGUUGUGGGGGAGGAAGGGAAAGGAGAACGUUAGCCGCUUUGAGACUCCUUGAAAGGGAGUGAAAGGCGGGAUAUCAAAUCCAAACUCUUCUUCUUCUUCUUCUUCUGUGUGAAGCUGCACAGAAUUGCACGUAGUCAAAAAACCCAACAGGCGCGGCUUCUGAUCAGUUGCAAGGAGCUUCCUGCACUCAAACAGAAGCUGCGUCAAACAUUUGGCUUCUGAAAAGUGCCUGCAAACUGGAACAUUUACUUCCAGGUUUGUGGCAUUCAGGGGCAAAAUUGUUUGAGUACCAAGGCAUUUGAGAACCAAGGUACCACUGUAUUAACUUCUCAGCCCGGAAUGUAGGAAGGACCACAGCUCACCUGCUCCGCAUGCAGAAAGUCCUGGGUACAAUCCCUCGGAUCUCCAGGUAGGGUCAGGAGAGAUUCCCUGAAACCCUGGAGAGCCACUGCCAGUCAGUGUAGGCUAUGUUGAGCUAGAUGGAACAAUGUUAUAAGGCAGCUUUGUAUGUUUUAUACGCUGAUCAGAACACCAUGCUGCCUCUCAGGAGGCUAACAGGCGCUAGGAAGAGCGUUCCCACAACCUCUGGUUUCUGGCCUGCUUUCAGCUUUGUGGGUCGUGUGUUGCACAGGACUGUUUCAAAGCCCUGCCACAGGGAGUGGAUUUCAGCUUUGCAACUUCCUUCUUGCACACUAAACCAGGCAGGAUCCAGUACCAACCAACCAACGUCCCCAAAACGGAGACCAGGAUUUCCCUAGAGCACCACGUUAAUAAGUGGCCAAGCCCCAGUGCCCUUCUGCAAUGAGGCUUGCUAGUCAUCUCCAUGGGUGGGUUGAUGAGCCUCCUUCAAUGGGCUGCAUUUGGCUUGGCGCUUCUGGCGGCUGACUGGAGCAAAAGGCAGGAUAGUGAUGGUGUUACUUUCUGGUUUUCACUUAGGCUCUGCGCCAAGUCUCAGUUCAUCAUCUUGAAGGACGAAGGCUACUGGGAUGAGCUGAUAGACAGGGUCAAACCCACUGUUGUGGUGACGGACUGGUGAGUGCAGUGUGUGCCAUUGUGGCUAUUGGUGAGUUUGUGUGGCAAGAAGACAGUCUCAAAGGUUCCAGUAGAUCAAAAGGAUAGAAGUGGCCAAUGGGUUGGCCAUGUCAUGGAAAUUCUACUCCAUAUUGAUCCAGAGUAGAUUCCAAUGUACAGUGGUAUCUUGGGUUGAGUACUUAAUUCGUUCCGGAGGUCCGUUCUUAACCUGAAACUGUUCUUAACCUGAAGCACCACUUUAGCUAAUGGGGCCUCCUACUGCCGCCGCACCGUCGGAGCACGAUUUCUGUUCUCAUCCUGAAGCAAAGUUCUUAACCUGAAGCACUAUUUCUGGGUUAGCGGAGUCUGUAACCUGAAGCGUAUGUAACCCGAGGUACCACUGUAUAGUUAGUAGAGCAAAAACUCAAACAUGUUGCAGGAUUCCCAAAAAUAGAUCAGAGGCAAUUAUAUUUCAUCCAGCAGAGCUUUACUGCUACUGAAGGCAAAUGAGCAUUAUGGUCGCAAAUCCAAUACAUUCAGGAUUGGCACUGUCCAUAAGAAAUCCAGUUGCAGCAGAAUUAACUUAAACUUACAAUAACUUAUAAUAAGUUUAAACCUUAACACUAAACAUACUAUGUACAGAACACCACACCAGAAAGAAGAAGAGACAGAAAGAGAGAGAAACGCAGGGUCCUUCUGGCCUCACUAUUAUAGUUCACAUGACCUUGACUGAAAGAGAUAACAGAACCAAUUUAAACCAGCUGUACUCGGCUUCUCUGAAGGAAUAACCCAAACAUCAUGAACUUUCUGCUUCUUUCUUUCACACAGAGAUGCUUCCAGAACCCUCUUGAAUUAAUUAGAUUAGGAAAGAUCUCUGCACAUCAGAUCAAUACUUUCUGGACUAAGAAAUGCAGAUGGACAGGACAAUGGUGCAGGUCUGAUUGAACCUAGGGUUCAGGACCAUGGGAAGUUCCAGAGUUGGCCAGCGAGUUAGAUGGAUUGGGACAAGUGUGUCUGAUAGGACCUGGAUUUCAGGACCACGGACAGUUCCAAAGAUGGCAAUAGGCUGCAACAGUGGUCCAACUUUUUUGGACCUGCGCAGACUUUCACUACCAUGCCAAGCCCAGCUUUGGUGGCGUGACAGCUUCCUUAAAAUAUCCAUAUUGCUUUCCUAAGGUGGACAGUGACUGACUGCCAGUUACCCUGGCCAGCAAAACUCUGUCAUCAUGGCUUCUAACAACAUGGGUGGGGUGGGCUCCAGCAGGGGCCUCUGGCUGGUAGCUGGAGUGUACAGGAUUGCUGGCUCUGAAGUUCAACUCCUGAGGGGUUGUAUUUUCCUUUCAGACAGGGCUGCUGGAUGAGACCUUCACAAUCCUUGUGGGUACCAGAAUCACGGGUUGCAGUUCUGUCCCAGCCACAGGGUCAUCCGCUACCAAAUGCCCAGUGGUGAUCGGCAGGAGAGAGGCCAAGAUGAUAUCUAUUACAACUUUGACAAUUAUUAGAGGAAGAGAAGAGGAUUCUGGGCUAAGAUGGGCCAUUAUCCUGAUCCACCAGCCAGGCUCUUCUUAGAUUUUAGCUCCUUGUGAGAGUGAGGAUUCAGUACAAUUUUUAUGGUGUGGCAUAUUCUCUGUUUCCCUGUCUCUCAAUAUAGUUUUUACUGCACCAAAGGCACCCAAUACCAGCUGCGGGUACAGCUGUUAUCAGCAGACUUCAAGGUCCUAAGAGAGCGGUGUUCUGAAGACUUGUUCAUGAAUGGAUCUAAACAUGGAAGGUGGCGAGAGGUAAGAAGGAAGACGGUUCGGAAGCUUCAGCUGGUGCAGAAUUUGGCAGCCAGGUUGCUCACCAAGGCAAGAUGGUUUGAGCAUAUUACACCUGGCACCAACUGUACCAGCUUCCAAUUAGUUUCUGGACCCAAUUAAUUCAAAAGUGCUGGUUUUGACCUAUAAAGCCUUAAACGGCUCAGGACCGUAAUACUUCAAGGACUGCCUCUCCCCAUAUAAACUGACCCGGACCCUGCAAUCAUCAUCUGAGACCCACCUUCGUGUGCCCCUUCCAUCAGAAGUCCAGAAGGUGGCAACCCAAGAGCCAGGGCCUUUUCUGCAGUGGCUCCCCAUUUGUGGAAUGCUCUCCUCGGGGAGGUUCACCUGGUGCCCUCAUUAUAUAUCUUUAGGUGCCAGAUGAAAACGUUUCUCUUCAACCAGGCCUUAUGCUGAUUAAUAUUCUACAGCCUUUAAAAUAUGUUUGUGGGAGGGAGGUUACUGUUUUGUUGUUUUUGUUUUGACCAUUUAUUUGUGCUUUCACCUUGUAUUUUCACCUUGUGAACUGCUCUGAGAUCUUGAGAUGAAGGGGAGUAUAUAAGUCAAAUAAAUAAAUAAAACUUAACUGUAAGCCACCCAGAGUCGCUGGGAAAACCCAGCCAGAUGGGCAGGGUAUAAAUAAUAUUUUUUUUUUACAGUGGUACCUUGAUUCCUGAACACCUUGGUACUCGUACGUUUUGGCUUCCGAACAAUCGAAACCUGGAAGUGAGUCUUCUGGUUUUCUAACGCUUUCGGAAGCCAAACAUCCACUGCGGCUUCCACUAUUGUUUCUGCGCACCUGCACCUUGGUUUUGGAAAAUGAAUGGAUUUCUGGAACACAUUCUGUUCAGGAACCAAGAUAACACUGUUUGUUUUUAUUUAUUUAUUUAUUUAUUUAUUAAUAACCUGGGUGGAAGGUUGGGGCCCCAGGAGUCACAGUCUGCAGCAAAUGGGUCCUAAGAGAGAUUUCUGCCUUGCCCCCUAUCUUUGUGGGGUUCACCUCUGUUGCACAAUUUCUACUGUGCUCUUCCAUUUUGGAACAGUUGUGUGUAUUCCGUAACUGUCUCGAUAUAACUAUUCAUUCCUUUUACAGCUUUUAAAAGAUUACUGUUGCAUUUUUGUUCCUCUUGCAUUUAUGGCUGUUUUUAUUACGUACUCUAAAGGUAAAGGUAAAGGACCCCUGACAGUUAAGUCCAGUCAUGAACAACUUUGGGGUUGCGGCACUCAUCUCGCUUUACUGGUUGAGGGAGCCGACGUUUGUCCGCAGGCAGUUUUUCCGGGUCAUGUGGCCAGCAUGACUCUGGCGAAACCAGAGCAGUGCACGGAAACACUGUUUACCUUCCCGCCAGAGUGGUACCUAUUUAUCUACUUGCACUUUGAUGUGCUUUUGAUCUGCUAGCUUGGCAGGAGCUGAGACCAAGCAACGGGAGCUCACCUCGUCGCGGGGGUUCGAACCACCGACCUUCCCCCUAGGCAGGCCCUAGGCUCAGUGGUUUAGAGACCACAGUGCCACCCGCGUCCCUUAUUAUGUACUCUAGACAAAUUUUAUUUUUGCAUUUGCAAAUCUUAUUUUGAAAAUUACAGUGGUACCUUGGUUUCUGAACGUCUCUGUUGACAAAGCUUUUCCGUUUUUGAACGCCAUAAACCCUGAAAGUAAAUGCUUCGGUUUUCAAACACACCUCGGAAGUCAAACAUGCCGAGAUACCACUGUAUGUUAUUUUUCUCAAUUUUGUUUAUUAAAUUUGCAGACUUUCCUUUGCGCCUCUGUUUUCGAACGUUUCAGAACUCGAACGGUCUUCCGGAACAGAUUAUGUUUGGAAACUGAGGUACAACUGUAUUUUGAAAUAAAUGCUGCAACAGCCUUCCCUAUGGGACAUUUUGAUGAAGGGACAGGCAAGGAAUAAUAAUGCAUAAAUGAAACUUUACCCAAAUCACCACCCAUCUUUCUCUCCCCCCCCCCAAUCCUGUAGGUUUGUUACUCCAUCUUUGGCUGCCCUCCUGGUGUCCGCUACAUCUACUUUGAACACCGAGGCCAAAAUGUCAACGAACGUAACCAUAAGGGUGUGCGCAUAACUAACACCAGCAUCACCCUUAAGUUUACUUACACUGUUGGUCAACGGAACUGAUUUGCUGAAUUCCCUUUGAAGCAGGAGAGAACAGAAAGCACACCCCUUCUUUGGCUGGGCCAAUUGUUUUUUUACUUGUUCUUGUGCGAGUGAGACUCUUACAAGGUAUUUUUUGGUACCGCAGAAUAAAUGCAUUUUUAAUUAUUUUUGUGAUCUGUUGCUGUUGCCACAUGUCUGUACGGCCUCCUGCUUUUUGAGGUAGGACACAUAUCAAUAUAUAUAUUGAAAUGUGGCAAAAUGGUCAGAGUGUCAGACUAGGGCCUUGGGAGAUGCCGGGUUCAAAUUCUGCCCCCCCCCCACUUUGCCAUGAGGCUCACUGGGUGAUUUUGGGCCAGUCAUGGAUUCCUGGCCUAACCUACCUUGCAGGGUUCUUAAUGGGGGGAUUAAAUGAGGAGGGGAAGAACCAUGCAAGGCACCUGGAACUCCUUGGAGAAAAAGGUGGGAUAUCAAAUUCAAUAAAUAGAAAUUAAAAUACAGGAAGGGAAGGCAACAGGAGAAUGUUGUUGGCAUCCAUCUGCCUCGGAAACAAUGGUGGAAUGUGCCUUUGGGAGUGAAGUCAAACUGUUGGGAGGUUGCAGCGUCUGCUGUGGCUGCAGAGACCAAUGCCAAAUGAAGGCAGGUGAAGGAAUAAUAAUAAUAAAAAUAAAAUAUAAAUUAUAAAAAUUAAUUAAUAAUAAUAAUAAUACAUACAUACAUACCCCACCCAUCUGGCUGGGUUUCCCCAGCCACUCUGGGCGGCUCCCAACAGAAUAUUAAACAGAAUAAAACAUCAAACAUUAAAAACUUCCCUAAACAGGACCGCCUUCAGAUGUCUUCUAAAAGUCAGAUAGUUGUUUAUUUCCUUGACAUCUGAAGGGAGGGCGUUCCACAGGGCGGGCGCCACCACUGAGAAGGCCCUCUGCCUGGUUCCUUGUAACCUCACAUCUCACAGUGAGGGAACCGCCAGAAGGCCCUCAGUGCUGGACCUCAGUGUCCGUGCUGAACAAUGGGGGUGGAGACGCUCCUUCAGGUAUACUGGGCCAAGGCUGUUUAGGGCUUUAAAGGUCGGCACCUAGUUGUGCUGCUGCAGAUGCACCAUGGCUGUUUUUUUCCCCUGCUUUCUGCUUUCUGAACCAACGCCAUCUUUCCGGACUUGAUGAGGCCCUAAGCUACUGAAGGUAAUGGGCCCCUUUAUAUGUCCAGCUGUCCUUUGUCAACAACAAAUGGUCGCUGGUUUUUUGUGUUGGAUACAUGCUAUAUGGUAAUUUAUGGACCUAAUAGGUAUCUAAAGCCAUUUUUUGUUUUUUAUCUUAUAUUUUGGAAAUGUACAUCCAGUCCCCCCCCCUUUAAAUUCUUUGGGGCCUCCAAGAGAGUGGGGCCCUAAGGUAUAGCUUGUUUAGCUUAGACGUAAAUCCGGCACUGGGUUGGCAGAAAUGUCCAAAUGUUUCUUUGAUUUGUCCUUGGAUCUUCCCGCCCCACUUGCCAUCCUCCUCCCCACGCCACAUUCCUUGAGAACCUAUGAACCCUUUCGUAAUUUAAAACAUAAAAGCAAGAAAAUGUCCACCUCUCUCCCCCUUUUCUUUCUAAUGUCUCAACAAACAAAACUGAUCUGUUAAAAAUGUUACUUGGGGGGAAAAAAGGAGAGAGAGAGAGAGAGAGACAUUGCACAUACUUUUGUAAACCAAGAAAAUCUGUAAUAAAAAUACAUUAAAAAAAAGAGCAAGAAGAUCAAGAAGCUGCGCUCUUCUGACACGAGGCUAAGACCCGAAGUCCGUCGUGGGAUUUAACUUCCUAGUUAACGUCACACCUCGCGCGUUGGACUGCAGGAGGACCGUAUCUGCAAGGAGCUGCGUGAGGACAGCAGACGCGCGUCAUCGCCUUGCCCGGGAUUCCCAUCUCCGGACCGCCCACGGAGGGGGAGGCGCCGCCUGCGUAGUCCGCCCUUCCCCUCCCCGGAGGAGGCAAAGCAGCAGCGGGGUGAAGGGGGAACGGUUCCUGGUUCUCAGCUUCUUCCCACUUGUCCUGCCUGCCUGCCUGCCUUCGGAAGCCGAGCGGGGCAGAGACUGCUCAUCUUUCCCAGCUGGAUCCUGCUCGCUUCCUAGUCCAGGUAAACGCCCCCAAAGGCGGUCCUUUGAGGGUAAGGCGCGCCUGGCUGGAGUGGGGGGACGUCUUAAGUCUUGGGUAAAGGUAAAAGGUAAAGGUCCAUUAGGUCCAGUCGUGGCCGACUCUGGGGUUGCGGCGCUCAUCUCACUUUACUGGCCGAGGGAGCCGCGUACAGCUUCCGGGUCAUGUGGCCAGCAUGACCAAGCCACUUCUGGUGAACCUAGAUCAGCGCAGGGAAACGCCGUUUACCUUCCCGCCAGAGCGGUACCUAUUUAUCUACUUGCGUUUUGACCUGCUUUCGAACUGCUAGGUUGGCAGGAGCAGGGACCGAGCAACGGGAGCUCACCCCGUCGCGGGGAUUCAAACUGCCGACCUUCUGAUCAGCAAGUCCUAGGCUCUGUGGUUUAACCCACCAAAGUCUUGGGUAGGAUCAGCAAAAAGGGAGUUAGUUGGGCAGUGGUCCUAAGAAAGCUUGGGAGCUGUUCGGUAGCAGGGGGUGGUGAAAGAGGAUGCCCCUGAACAUGUGCAGAGUGCCACUCUUCCAACAUGCUCAUGGCCUCAGGUCAAUGCGAGAGAGCAGGAACUGAAACUGGAGAAUUUUCUUGCUCAUAGAAUCUUAGGGUUCUGAGGACCCUCUCUAGUCCAACUUCUGCAAUGCAGGAAUAAAGCUGUCCCACAUGGGGAUUGAACCUGCGACCUUGGCGUUAUCAGUGCCACACUUCUAACCAACUGAGCUACCCAGUAUUGUAUCAUGCUUAUUAGGGUUUGCACAGAAUGUUCUUUUAUGCCCCCGGCGACAACCCUGCGAGGCAGCCCAGUUCCUAUAUGCAACCUCUGGAUUUCGGAAUCUGAGAAUACCACUCAGUGAGUGGAGUGGGGGCUGCUGGCAUCAUGCCCUGUUGUGGGCUUCCUGGUGGGACCUGGUUUGCCUGCCCCCCCCAAAGGGUCACAGGAUGCUGCAUAAGAUGGCCCUUUGUGGUCUGAUCUAGAAAGGCCCUUCUUGUCUCCCCUUAAACCUCCCCAUCGCAAAGGGCCAUAGCUCAGAGAUCUGCCUUGCAUACAAAAGUCCCCAGCAUCUCCAGUUACAAUUGGGAGACUUCUGCCCAAAAUCUUGCCAGUCAGUGUAGACAAUACUAAGCCAAGUGGGCCACUGUUCUGACUCAGUAUAAUAAAGUUCCUAUUUAAUGUAGCCGUAAUUUGGAACCAUGAGGACUAGAAUCUUACUUUGUUUUUAGGGAAAAGACCACAGUAGUAGAGUGUACAGAAAGUGCUAGGUUCAGUUCCCAGCAUCUCCAGGUUGGGUUGGGACUAUCCUCUGCCUGAAGCACUGGAGAGCCGCUGCCAGUCAGUGUAGACAAUACUGAGCCAGAUGGACCAGCUGGCCUGACUCUGUAUAAGGCAGUUUCCUGUGCUCCUAUAAGAAGCAGAGAGGGAUAGGGAUGGGGAACCCGCAGGCAAAUCCUCUCUUCCCAGGCUUUGCCCAUCACCAGCCUUAUUUCAUACCUUCCUUAAGAGUUUUUGCCUGGCCUGAAUGUGUUCUUGAACUCAGAUCCUGCAUCUGGCUUGCCUGGAUGGAGGACAAAGAAGUGUGUGAGCUCCUCUGCUGUACAAAAAGUUCCAAAUUAAUAUUUGCUGCUCUGCCCUAUUUUGCUUCUGGCCCCACCCACCAUUGGCCCCCGGGAGACUCCCUAGAAAGGAAUGUGGCCCUCAUGCUGCAGAAGAUUCACCACACAGAUCUAUGGCCCACCUAUGCAGCAGAGGCAAAAAAGUCUGAACCGGGGACCACCUGCACCUGCUCUUCUCCUUUUGCUUCUGAAGGCCUCUGACGCUUGGAGACAGCUUCCACGUCAAGGAUGCUCAUGAGAUUGGCAUCUGCUUCCUGCAAAUGGACUUCAUGUGACCCUCUUCCCUUUUAUGGUUCUGUUUUGUUUUUCUUCUUCGCAGGCCCUUGAAGGGAGAUGA